This is a messenger RNA of Manihot esculenta (cassava), 2024 nucleotides long. RefSeq names its product transcription factor TGA6. The transcript is spliced from 12 exons. The record is from RefSeq and is a predicted model, not a curated record. Gene Ontology annotation, molecular function: DNA-binding transcription factor activity; sequence-specific DNA binding. The coding region runs from base 306 to 1703 and encodes 465 amino acids. NCBI's taxonomy places the organism in Eukaryota, Viridiplantae, Streptophyta, Magnoliopsida, Malpighiales, Euphorbiaceae. Gene Ontology annotation, biological process: regulation of DNA-templated transcription; DNA-templated transcription.
AAAAAUGCAAAAAACAGACACAAGAUAAUUCAUGUCAAAGCACUAAACAUUAAAAAAAUUGAUUAAUAAAUCAUUAGUCCUUGGAAAGUGAAGAUUUCCACAGAAGAGGACGUGUAGAGAUAGGAAUGAUCCUCAUCUCACUCUUGUCUCUAAUCCAGUACAUCAAGAUUUUUACAGCAGAAAUUGUUUAAAAUAUUCAUCAUCAUCAACCAUCACCAGCAUCAUCAUCAACUACAAAUUGCCAGAUAGUGGUUUGGGUUAAUUUGCUUGAACUGGUCUAAGGAGGUGAGAGAUGAUGGUGAUGUAUGGGGAGUAGAGUGGGUUUGGAAGAUGAGAAGGAAGCCAACGGGAUGCUGAGCUUUGAUCCUCAAUUACCCAUUUCAAAUGCACUUGGCAUAGAGGGAAGCACAAUCCAUCCAUAUCGUGUCUCUGGUUUUGGGUUAUUUGAACAAUCUGUUGCAUUUCACUUUGAGGAUGUUGUUGACCUGAGUACAAAUACAGUGUUCAAUUCUGCAAAAGCAAGUAGCCAAGAAGUCUCUUCUGAUCCCCUCAAUAUUGGCACUUCAGACAAGUUAACUACUUCCUUAAACAUUAAUCCAUCUGCUGCCCAAGUGGAGUCACAGAGAUUGCCUCCAGAAAAGAAGCAACAGUUGAACCUGGUAUCCAUAUCUAGUGGUAAUACAGAGAACUGGGGAGAGUCCAAUAUGGCUGAUGCCAGUCCAAGGACUGAUAUAUCAACAGAUGGAGACACUGAUGAUAAAAAUCCGAGGUUUGCCUAUGGUCAAUCUAAUGCUGUUGCAGUUUCCGAUUCCAGUGACAGAUCCAAGGAUAAAUUGGAUCAGAAGACUCUUCGUAGACUUGCCCAAAAUAGAGAAGCUGCAAGAAAAAGCCGGUUGAGAAAGAAAGCCUAUGUACAGCAACUGGAAAGUAGCCGCUUGAAGCUGACACAAUUGGAACAGGAGCUCCAGCGAGCACGCCAGCAGGGAGUAUUUAUAUCUAGCUCAGGGGACCAAGCCCAUUCAAUGAGUGGAAAUGGGGCCAUGGCAUUUGAUGUGGAAUAUGCGCGGUGGCUGGAAGAGCAAAAUCGACAAAUUAAUGAGCUGAGAUCAGCUGUCAAUACCCAUGCGGGUGAUACUGAACUUCGCAUUAUCAUUGAUGGUAUAAUGGCUCAUUAUGAUGAAAUUUUUAGGCUAAAGGGAAAUGCAGCCGCUGCUGAUGUUUUCCAUUUGCUAUCUGGCAUGUGGAAGACACCUGCUGAAAGGUGUUUCUUGUGGCUUGGUGGCUUUCGUUCAUCAGAGCUCCUGAAGCUUCUCGUGAACCAGUUGGAGCCUUUGACUGAGCAGCAGUUGGUUGGCAUAGGUAAUCUGCAGCAAUCUUCCCAGCAGGCAGAAGAUGCUUUAUCUCAAGGAAUGGAGGCAUUGCAACAGUCCCUGGCUGAGACAUUGUCUAGUGGAUCUCUUGGUUCAUCCAGUUCUUCUGGAAAUGUAGCAAAUUACAUGGGUCAGAUGGCCAUGGCCAUGGGCAAGCUAGGGACCCUCGAGGGGUUCAUUCGCCAGGCUGACAAUUUGCGGCAACAAACGCUACAACAGAUGCACCGAAUAUUGACAACUCGCCAGUCAGCUCGUGCGCUUCUUGCCAUCCAUGACUACUUUUCCAGAUUACGUGCUCUUAGUUCUCUUUGGCUUGCCAGACCAAGAGAAUGAACAUUGCAGAGCGGAAAAAUCGAAAGGAUAUUCCAGAUCUAGCAAAUAUCGUUUCUAGUGUUCAAUAUAUAUUCUCCAACAUUUCUCAUCAUGUAGUUUCAGAUGUGUAUCAGGAAGCUAAUCUGUAUCAGCCACGCUACUCAUCUUUCUCCAGUCACAGGAUUUUGCUACUCCAGUAACAUAUAUAUAUCAACGUUAAUUAUUUACAUCCUCACCUUCCUUAUCUUUUCAAAUAGGAAUUUGGAAAUUUGCUGUAACUUAUUUCUGUUAUUUGAUGAAUUUGAAAGUUGGGAUAAAACAAAAUGAGUUGUUCAUUAUUCA